GACAACCUAACGAAUCCUUGCAGGACGUUAUCUCUUAUUCAUCACUUCCCUUGAACGAACCCUAUUUCCCAUUUCCUUUGAAAUGCCUAAUUAAUAAAAAAAAUGGAAGCUCUCAAAUCCUCCUUCAUCUCUACCACCCAAUUCAAAACCCCAAAAAACCCCAAAUCCAAAUCCAAAUCCAAAUCCAAACCCAAACCACCGUCCAUCCUCUCCACCUCAGUCACUCCAGACCCAUGGUCUCUCAGCGACGGCAACAGCAACAAGAACCUCAAUAGACCAAAACCCAAGUCGAAGAAUCCGAAGAACCCACUCACCGACGACAACGCUCGUCGCAUAAUCAAAGCAAAGGCUCAAUACCUGAGCGUGUUGAGGCGUAACCAAGGCUCACUCGCUCAGACCCCGAAAUGGAUCAAGAGGACCCCUGAGCAGAUGGUGCAGUAUUUGGAAGAUGACAGGAAUGGCCACAUGUACGGAAGACACGUCGUUGCGGCGAUACAGCGCGUUCGGAGUCUCUCCGGGAAGCCUGAGGGGUCGUAUGAUAUGAGGGAAGUAAUGGGGUCUUUUGUUGCAAAGCUUUCGUUUAGAGAGAUGUGUACUGUGUUGAAAGAACAAAAGGGGUGGAGACAAGUGCGGGACUUCUUUGCCUGGAUGAAAUUGCAGUUAAGCUACCGGCCCAGCGUUAUUGUCUAUACAAUUGUUCUUCGUAUGUAUGGUCAAGUUGGAAAAAUCAAGCUUGCCGAGCAAACCUUCUUGGAGAUGCUUGAAGCAGGGUGUGAGCCAGAUGAAGUUGCUUGUGGAACCAUGCUGUGUGCAUAUGCUAGAUGGGGACGCCACAAGGCCAUGUUGUCAUUUUAUUCUGCUGUACAAGAAAGGGGGAUUAUGCUCUCUGUUUCAGUUUUCAAUUUUAUACUUUCAUCAUUGCAGAAGAAAUCACUCCAUGGAAAUGUUAUAGAGAUUUGGAGGCAGAUGGUUUAUAAAGGGGUACUGCCUAAUCAUUUUACUUAUACAGUUGUCAUCAGCUCAUUUCUAAAAGAAGGCAUAAUUGAGGAAGCAUUUAAGACUUUUGAAGAGAUGAAAAACUUGGGGUUCAUACCAGAGGAGGUAACUUAUAGUCUCCUUAUUAGUUUAAGCUCAAAAAAUGGUGACCAGGAUAAAGCACUUGAACUUUAUCAAGACAUGCGAUCACAAAGAAUAGUUCCAAGUAAUUUUACAUGUGCAUCACUUCUAGCUAUUUAUUACAAAAAUGGGGAUUAUGCUAAGGCUGUUUCUUUGUUUUCAGAAAUGGAAAGCCAUAAAAUUACAGUAGAUGAAGUCAUAUAUGGUUUACUUAUUAGGAUAUAUGGAAAACUUGGUCUUUAUGAGGAUGCCAAAAAAACGUUUAAAGAGAUUGAGAAGCUGGGCCUACUCAGUAAUGAGAAAACAUAUAUAGCAAUGGCACAAGUCCAUCUCAAUUCAGGAAAUUGUGAGAAAGCCUUGGGAAUUAUGGAACUAAUGAGGUCAAGAAACAUUUGGUUUUCACGAUUUGCUUAUAUUGUCUUGUUGCAAUGUCAUGUCAUGAAGGGAGAUCUGGCAUCUGCUGAAGCUACAUAUCAAGCUCUAUCGAAGACUGGACAUCCUGAUGCUAGUUCUUGCAAUGACAUGCUCAAUUUAUUUAUGAGACUGGGAUUAACAGAAAAGGCCAGGGAUUUUAUUAUCCAGAUUAGGAAAGAUCAAGUAGAAUUUAGUGAGGAGCUUCUCAAGACGGUGAUGAAGGUAUAUUGCAAGGGGGGACUGCUAAGUGAUGCAGAGCAGUUGAUUGAAGAUAUGAGUACUAGUGAAUCAUUUAAUGAUAGUAAGUUCAUUCAAACAUUUUAUCUGGCUAUGCAUAGAGAAUCCAGGGGACUAGACGAAGUUGAAGAUCCUAUUGAGCCCUCGGACCAAGCUUGUAGUAUGGCUUUCACGCUGAUGCUUAGUCUGUAUUCAGCAGAUCGAAAUGCCAAUAAGACAGCAAAAGUACUUUUAUUGCUGCUCAAGACUGCUGAUGGCUUGUCCCUGGCCAGUCAACUCGUCAGCAAAUUCAUUAAAAAAGGUGACAUAUCAAAAGCAGAAUUCCUUUAUCAGCUGCUGAUCAAGCUUGGCUGUAAGCCAGAGGAUGCUGCAAGUGCGUCUCUGAUUAGCUUAUACGGAAAGCAACAGAAGUUAGAACAAGCCCAGAAAAUCUUUGAGGCAGUGGUGGAUUACUCUACGACUAGAGAAACUUUAUAUAAUGCCAUGAUUGAUGCAUAUGCCAAUUGUGGGAAGCCAGAGGAUGCAUACUUGUUCUACAAAGAAGUGACUGAGAAAGGGCAUGAUUUUAGUGCUGUUGCCAUCAGCAUACUUGUGAAGGCUUUGACUAAUGGUGGUAAAUAUCACGAGGCAGAGAAUGUCAUUCGUAGUAGUUUUCAUGACAGCUUGGAGCUUGAUACUGUGGCAUACAAUACAUUUAUAAAGGCAAUGCUGGAAGCAGGUAGAUUGCAUUUUGCAGCAAGCAUUUAUGAGCGCAUGGUUUCCUUUGGGGUAACUCCAUCAAUCCAAACUUAUAACACCAUGAUCAGUGUUUAUGGACGAGGCCGAAAUCUGAAUAAAGCUGUAGAGAUGUUCAACAUUGCUCAAAGCAUGGGAGUAUCCUUGGAUGAGAAGGCAUACACGAAUCUGAUAUGCUAUUAUGGAAAGGCUGGUAAAAUACAUGAAGCAUCCCUUCUAUUUAGCAAAAUGCAGGAAGAAGGAAUAAGACCUGGAAAGGUCAGCUACAAUAUUAUGAUCAAUGUAUAUGCUAAAGCAGGACUUCAUCGUGAAGCAGAGGAACUUUUUCAAGCUAUGCAGAAAGAGGGUUGCUUACCGGACUCUUUGACCUACCUCGCCCUAGUUCGAGCUUAUACAGAGGGACUGAAAUACUCAGAGGCAGAGGAAGUCAUUAUUUUAAUGCAGAAGCAAGGAAUUCCCCCUACCCGUGCUCAUUUUAACCUCUUACUUGCAGCUUUUGCAAAAGUGGGUUUGAUCCAGGAAACUGAGAGAGCACAUAAAAAGCUAAUUGACUCUGGUUUAAGUCUCGAUCUUGCAUGUUAUCGUACUAUGCUGAGAGGUUACAUGGACUAUGGACAUGUGGAAGAAGGCAUCACCCUCUUUGAAAGGAUAAGUGGUGGAUGUGUGGAACGAGACAGGUUUAUUAUGAGUGCAGCUGUGCACUUCUACAGGUCAGCAGGCUUGGAACAGAGAGCUGAAGGUGUUCUAAACUCCAUGAAAAGUUUGGGGAUCUCAUUCCUGAAUAACCUUGAAGUCGGAUCAAAGACAAAAACUCCUUGAUAUAUCAGAAACAACCUAAGCCCACAUGCGAUUAUAUAUUUGUGGAUGGACAGUAAAAUCCAUGGGAGAUUCCAAAACUUGAUGAUAAAAGAAGUUAAAAGAUAAUCAAUUAUAUAUCAUAUGCUUGCAUACCAGAGGUGGCGUGAUUGUAUACUGGUCCAGAAAUGUCCUAAUGCUCAUAUGUGGUGCGGUGAAGAGCUUCUGUUCCUCAAAUUUUCAAAGGCUGCAGGUUUUAUUGGCCUUAAAAGUUUUCAGGAUCAAUGAUAUCCAGGAUUUUGCAAACCAGCUGGGUUAAGUUUAAUCAACACGGCAGGAUCCCUUGUGCUCGUAUCCUUUUCUGCUGACGGCUGAAGUUUAAUGUUCACUCUUCUCUCUCCAUGUAUUAAAAAAACACUCAUAUGUGUGGCUCUAGAGAAGAUGACGGCAACGUCGAUACUCCUUCCCUAUAGCUUGAGUUAGGGUUAUAGUGUAAGCUACUAAACUGGUGGUUGACAUACACAUUCAGAUUCAACAAUUCCAUUUGUUGCCUAAACUUUGACAUGUACAUCAAACUAUAGUUGGAUUAUGGUUACCGAGGCAACUGAAUCAAAUUGGAUCCAUGCAGGAUUGUAAUCUACUUUUGUCAUCCGAUUUACCUGAGUUGACUUUUAUUGUAGGUAACUGUAAAAGGACAUUAUAUAUAUAUAUACUUCAACCAAAAAAAAAAGAAAAAAAAGAAAGACAUUAUAUAUAUAUAUAUAUAUUUCCCUAGUGUUGAUCAAUAUUUUUUUAUUAUCAUGUGAAAGAAAUAUCUUUCUUAUUCUUUUCUA
Molecule: messenger RNA, 4130 nt
Organism: Cornus florida
Lineage: Eukaryota; Viridiplantae; Streptophyta; Magnoliopsida; Cornales; Cornaceae
Product: pentatricopeptide repeat-containing protein At5g27270
Exons: 8
Coding region: 103-3321 (1072 amino acids)
Molecular function (GO): protein binding
Source: RefSeq, a predicted model, not a curated record